AUGUGCACAUCCUGCCUGCGCACAGUGAGGGCCGUGAGCCAAAGGGUAGUGACCCACGCCAUCAAGCCCACGGCCGCCACGCGCAAUGCGACACGUGCCUACACGCACGCCGCCACGCCGCUGUACCUCGACUUCCUCCUGCCCGCUGGCCUGCUGCCGACCGCGAAGCCCUGUUCGUCGUUCCAGAAGAGCGCUCAAAGUCGCACACUGCCGCGCUCCCCCCGCCGCCACCUAGCCACCACCGCCGACCCCUCCGCCGCGACCCCCGCUCGCGCCGUCGUCAACCCGCGCACCGACGACGCCGGCAACCCGAUGACCAUGUCCAUCUCGCCCCGCGCAUCGCACCGUCUGCACUCGAUCGCGCAAAAAGACAGCAACCCGCACUCUGCGCUGCGCGUCAGCAUCGAGUCCGGCGGCUGCCACGGCUUCCAGUACCUGAUGGCGCUGACGGACCUGAGCAAGGAGCCCGCGGGCGAGGACGACACGGUGUUCGAAGGCGCGCGCGGCGAGAAGGUGGUCGUGGACGAGAGCUCGCUGGAGCUGCUGAACGGGAGCACGGUCGAUUACACCAUGGAGUUGAUUGGCAGCCAGUUCAAGGUCACGGGCAUUCCGGGCGCGACGAGUAGUUGUGGGUGUGGGACGAGCUUUGAUAUCAAGCUGGAUUGA
Molecule: messenger RNA, 666 nt
Organism: Didymella exigua CBS 183.55
Lineage: Eukaryota; Fungi; Ascomycota; Dothideomycetes; Pleosporales; Didymellaceae
Exons: 1
Coding region: 1-666 (221 amino acids)
Biological process (GO): iron-sulfur cluster assembly
Cellular component (GO): mitochondrion
Molecular function (GO): iron ion binding; 4 iron, 4 sulfur cluster binding; 2 iron, 2 sulfur cluster binding
Source: RefSeq, a predicted model, not a curated record